Molecule: messenger RNA, 1692 nt
Organism: Rhea pennata
Lineage: Eukaryota; Metazoa; Chordata; Aves; Rheiformes; Rheidae
Gene: SPAG16
Product: sperm associated antigen 16
Exons: 16
Coding region: 1-1692 (563 amino acids)
Biological process (GO): axoneme assembly
Cellular component (GO): axonemal central apparatus
Molecular function (GO): protein binding
Source: RefSeq, a predicted model, not a curated record
AUGGAGGAGGCGGCCGGAACCGAGGCGUCCUUCUGCCUGCAGAAAGUUACUCUAACAGAUGACUCUGAAGAUGAUUAUCAGUAUGAAGAGAUUCCAGCAGAUGAUGAAUUUAGUAUUCAGGAAGGUGAUGAGGAUCUGUCAAAGGCUCUGCAGACUAUCCAAGAGCAGGCUGAAGAUGCCCAAAUUUUAGCGUUGCAGUCGGUUGUGUCAUCUGAGAAAUCAGUGUCUGAAGUACCUGAAGCAGUGGAUGACUUCCUCUGCAAUUUCCUGGUCAGACUGGGAAUGUCCAGAACCCUUGACUGCUUCCAGACUGAAUGGUAUGAGCUGAUACAGAGAGGCAUGUUCACAGCCAAAGAUAUUGGAUUGGUUCCAACUGUGUAUACUCACAAUCAGCAACUGGAGACUGAGAACAUGCGUUUGAAGAAGGAUUUGGAAAACUAUAAGCUUGCUGCUAACAAAGCAAAAGAGGCUCUCCUAAAAAUGCAGAAAGAACGUGACUUUCAUCGAAUGCACCAUAAGCGAGUGGUCCAAGAAAAAAACAAACUUAUUUGUGACAUCAAAAGGCUGAAGACACAUUAUGCAUCAUAUGAACCUGUGCUGAAGCAGCUGACUGAAAAAUACCAGACUACACUGAGACAGAAAAUGUUAACUAGUUUGGAGAGAGACAGAGCAGUUGGGCAGGUUACAGGCUUACAAGCUACAUUGCAAAAUUUAGAGUCUGGGCAUGCCAUUCAGAUUCCUGUGACAAAAGCAGGCCAAGAAUGUGUAAGGAAGAAAGGACUAGAAGGUCCCACCCAGAAAGCUCUUCAGGAAGCCAGGCAGCAAAAAAUCAUUGAUGCUGAAAGCUCUUCGCAUGAUCCAGGCAGAGAUCCAAUGAAGAAGAUAGGCAAGAGAUAUCCAAAGGAUUCAGAGUUCCCUGUAGAUAAUCAAGUGAACCCAUACCUUGCUUCUACCAAAGAAUAUACUCAGCCCCUGAAAUCUAGAGUAUAUAGAUUGAGCAACACUCUAAAAGCGCAUGACUUAAUGCUGUCUUGCUUGGCUUUACAUCUCCGAAAAAACAUCGUAGCCACCGGCAGCGAUGACUGCCUCUGGAAAACGUGGGCCUUCCCUAGCGGGAUCGUCAUCGUGACCGGUGAAGGUCACGCUGAUUGGCUUUCCGGCUGCUGCUUGCAUCCGAGUGGUACCCGGUUGGUCACCUCGAGCGGGGACGCAACAGCUCGGACGUGGGAUCUUUCGAAAGGCAAACGCGUCCCGACUUUCGGAGGACGUGCCGUGUGGGACUGCUCGUGGCACUCGUGGGGCGCUUUUGUGGCUUCUGCCUCCGUGGCCAGCACAGGUAGAAUGUGGGGUGUUAACAGUGAGAGAUGCCGACGCACUCUGCGUGGUCGGAAGGCUUCAGGCAAUAGCACAGAGUUUCUUCCGUUCUCCAACACCAUUCUCACUAGCUCUGCUGACAAGACUUUAUCCCCCUGGGACGCCAGGAUGGGACUCUGUGCUCACACCUUGCAUGGUCACCUGCAUUCCUGUAAUCAUGCUACAUUCAACAUGAAGGGUGACACCAUUGCCUCCUGUGACUCCUGUGGGGUGGUGAAGCUGUGGGACGUUCGGACGUUGGGCCCCAUGGCAUCCAUAGACGCAGACCCGCAUCCCGCCAACCAGGUCGUCUUUGAGCCCUCUGGUAGGAUGCUUUAA